Trichomonas vaginalis G3 is the source of this 354-nucleotide messenger RNA. RefSeq lists its product as uncharacterized. The record is from RefSeq and is a predicted model, not a curated record. The annotation marks the transcript as partial. NCBI's taxonomy places the organism in Eukaryota, Parabasalia, Trichomonadida, Trichomonadidae. The transcript has a single exon.
AUUGAGAUGAAAUCUGUUCCAUACGUAUGUUAUGGCAAUUGUUUAUACAUUGAGUCUAAAAUAGCUAAUGUCACAGGUAUUUCAGGAGUUAAUAGUAAAGGUUCAGUAGAAUAUAAAUCCUUCUGUUAUGCAGUCAAUUCAAUGUUCAUUCCAAACGUUCCUGUCAUAGCAACUCAUUUAGGUAAAUGGGUUCGCAUUAGUCCUCAUAAUUUGAAAGACAUGCAAUUCAGACUUGUUGACUUUCAAGGAGAGCCUGUAGAACUGAAGGCACCAGUGCGAAUGACUGUUGAAGUUGACUUUUUAGAAAAUAUUAAAUGCAACAGCUUACAAGAGAACUCAGAGCUAAAAAUAUAA